UUCCCCUAGCAAAGGGUCAGUAUAUAUACCGUGGGCACCCCUCGCAGGCAGGAGGGGCGGGCAGCUCAUCUUCACCAGGAGCCUCCUUGGGAAGCAACAGCCAAAGCAGGAUGAAGCUUUUCCUGGGCAUCCUCUUGGGCUCCCUGGUCCUGGGCGUCAGCAGCCAAAGGUGGUUAACCUUCCUCAGGGAAGCUGGUCAAGGGACUAGAGACAUGAUGAGAGCUUACUCUGACAUGAGAGAAGCCAAUUACAAAAAUUCCGACAAAUACUUCCAUGCCCGGGGGAACUAUGACGCUGCACAAAGGGGCCCUGGGGGUGCCUGGGCUGCUAAAGUGAUCAGUGACGCCAGAGAGAAUUCUCAGAGAGUCACAGACCUUUUGAAGUUUGGAGACAGCGGCCACGGAGUGGAGGACUCGAAGGCUGACCAGGCUGCCAAUGAAUGGGGCCGCAGUGGCAAAGACCCCAACCACUUCCGACCCCCUGGCCUGCCUGUCAAGUACUGAGCUUCCCCUUGGCUCUGCCCUUGGGAGAUGGGCUGUCAGACCCCUGAAAGCAGGAACAGUUGCUGAGUUAGUUACUGAAUUCUCUAUCUUUCCUACUCAAUACUUCAUAAAGAGCACAUAAAAAAUGUUUAAUAAAUGCUUAUGAAAUUCAA
Molecule: messenger RNA, 655 nt
Organism: Zalophus californianus (California sea lion)
Lineage: Eukaryota; Metazoa; Chordata; Mammalia; Carnivora; Otariidae
Product: serum amyloid A protein-like
Exons: 4
Coding region: 111-503 (130 amino acids)
Cellular component (GO): extracellular region
Source: RefSeq, a predicted model, not a curated record